UUCGUGGAAGUAGUAUCAAGGUUUUAGUGUUAAUCCAACCCAGUUUUGGAAUUUGGCCAGCAAAGUUUUAGUGUUUAAGACUCGGGAUCUUCUGGCUGAACACUAGACGUUAAUCUAUUAAUCUAUUGUGAGGGGUUUUUUUAUAGUGUAUACUUGCAAAUAUAAUGCACCUACCAUUAAUAGCUUCUGGUUUGUUUUGGAUUCAAUUAAGUGUCGUUCGAAGUGGUACCGGUGGGACAGAAUGUGACGGCCCGAUAGAAGUACCUAAUACAUAUCGUAUAUUAAAUUCUACCGGUGAGAAUAAUGGUACUUUAACUGUUGGUGCUAUGUGGUAUUAUCAAUGUGUAGAAAGGCAUACACCUGUAUUAGGGGAUGCGUAUAGAAAAUGUUUACCAUCAGGGGAGUGGGAUGGAGAGGAUCUGGACUGUAAAGCCACUUCUUGUCCAGCAUUAUCUCGACCAGAUAAUGGAGCAGUAAUGUAUUUAUCCCUGGGUAUUGGUUCUAUAGCAACUUAUAUAUGUUUUGAAGGAUAUAUGGUUCGUUUUGGUGACACGUCUAGAACUUGUCAAAGUAACGGACAGUGGAGUGGACUGGAACCAAUUUGUGAAACUAUCAAGUGUCCUCAACCAGAUCCUGUAGAUCAUAGUUUUAUGGUAGUUGGUACAAAUGAGUAUAAUACAUAUGUAACAUAUACAUGUUAUCCUUAUUAUUAUGCUAUAAGAGGUAACCUAGAUAGACGAUGUACUGUGGCAGCUGUGUGGGAUGGUACUUUACCCUUCUGUGCAGAGAUUAUUUGUCCAACGCCAUUACCUAAGAAUCGAGCAAUCCCACGUUUCACUGGCCUGAAAUUCAAGGAUACUGUAUCCUAUGAAUGUGAACUAGGAACCUCAUUAAGUAGCGGAAACCAAACUAGAACCUGUAACGACCAUGCUGUUUGGAGCGGAGAACACCCAGUUUGUGACGAUAUAAGAUGUCCAGUCGAGCCCCCAGAUGUUCAGAACGCAACAGCCAUAACAAACUCUGAGGGCUUUGGAGCCAUGGCUACCUAUUCGUGUAACAAAGGACAUGUACAUGCUGGUGGAAAUUUUGUAUCAAUCUGUCAAGAUGAUGGAACUUGGUCUGAUAUUAAUUUAAACUGUACACCUGUUUAUUGUGGUGAAGCACCAUGGUAUGUGGGUGCUAAAUCUAAUGUAACUGGUGAGAUGUUUGGUGAUACUGCUGUAUUUGAUUGUUAUAUAUAUCCUGAUGACAAUAUAAUUUACUGGAUCAAGUUCUGUGACAGAGACGGAAACUGGGUUGGUAACGAUCCAGAGUGUACAGCUGGAUGGUACAAGAAAAGAUUUGAACCGGAACCAGUUGAAGCCGAGGGGUCAAUGUGGAUAGGAAUUGUCGUAUUGGGUAUUUUCAUCACCAUCAUACUUGCGAUCAUCGUUGUGGAUAUUGCUACACUGGGGCAUCACUUUGCUUAUCUUAAGCGUAACUUGCGGGACUUCAGAAAAACGGCGAAGAAGCAAGUCAGAAUCAUUCUGGCCCAACCCAGAUUGGUGAAAUUCUCAAAGCGUCUGAGACAUAAAAAGCUAGAUAACCACAAGUUGACAUCCAUUUCAUCAAUUUCAGUAAGAGCAAAUUCAGUUGACUCCCAUCAGCUCCCGGAUGUACACGUCACAGACUAAAUGAGCAGGCAAACCCGGAGUGUCUGGAGAAUUGCGAUUGGGUAACAAAACGACUUUUUUGGGGUUAGAUCUAUUUUAUAAGGCCAACUUCAAGUUUGGUCAAAGCUCACGAGAUGUAAAAAAUGACUAGCACUAAUCCCAACCCUAACCCUGGACCUAGCCCUAACGCUUACCCAAACCCUAACCUACAAUCUCGCCAACAAUAACGUGCACCAACCAACCGUAUUACAUCUCAGCAAUCUUUAAUAAUCUUGAGUUAGCCUUAAGAAUUAGAUCUUGCCCUUUUUUGUCCAGUCUUAGUGCAAUGCAGCUGCUGAUUCGUACACAGUUCCUAUCCCGACCCAUUAUAUCUUACAGAUUGGGUAGCAAAAUGGCACCCACUACCCCAGUUAGCCAGGCUCUCUGUGUGGGGCCUUGGGCAACACUAAAUAGUGCAUGAAAUAACUUUAACGUCCGCUUCCGCAAUGGGUUUAAUCUAUAUGUUUACUUAUGUAGGAUUGCAGGUUGUUAUUGUUGUAUAUAUUUACUCAAAAUAGCUUAGAAAAUUAACCUAUUUGAUUUAAGUCAAAAUAAAGUAUGGUAUUGGGUUUAUCUGAUGUGUUAUUUCUAUUAGAGAUGGGACAAGCCCUGUACAUUGAAUUUGGUUCCUAAAGACUAUUUAGUUUAAUUUUUGGCCUACAGUGUGACAGUUAAAGCAUAAAAAUGAUUACAAAUAAAUUGUGUAAUAAUGUCGUAAAUGUCGGUCAAUCAAUGAAUGUUUUCACUUUGGGACAAUCAAUGUUUUUACUUUGGGGCAUUCAAUGAUUGUUUUUACUUUUGGGCAAUCAAUGAUUGUUUUUACUUUGGGGUAAUCAAUGACAGUUUUUACUUUGGGGCAAUCAAUGAUGGUUUUCACUUUUAAUAACAAGAAUUAAUAAAAAAGAAUGAGACUUUAAUUUAUAAUGGCAUCAACUUUUAAAAUGUUAGAAACAAGAUUUUACAAAAAAGGUAAUAAAAAUGUUUUUAUCCA
This is a messenger RNA of Patella vulgata (common limpet), 2682 nucleotides long. RefSeq names its product sushi, von Willebrand factor type A, EGF and pentraxin domain-containing protein 1. Bases 165 to 1673 code for a protein of 502 amino acids. The transcript is spliced from 8 exons. NCBI's taxonomy places the organism in Eukaryota, Metazoa, Mollusca, Gastropoda, Patellidae. The record is from RefSeq and is a predicted model, not a curated record.